Molecule: messenger RNA, 1741 nt
Organism: Drosophila takahashii
Lineage: Eukaryota; Metazoa; Arthropoda; Insecta; Diptera; Drosophilidae
Gene: eIF3l
Product: eukaryotic translation initiation factor 3 subunit l
Biological process (GO): translational initiation
Cellular component (GO): cytoplasm; eukaryotic translation initiation factor 3 complex
Molecular function (GO): protein binding; translation initiation factor activity
Source: RefSeq, a predicted model, not a curated record
GAUAGUCGAUCACACUGCUUCUCCCUCUUUUCGCCAAAAAUUUGUUGGCGUGUUGUCAAUUUCCUCAGCGUUUGAUAGGCUUUGCGUUUUGUGUAGCACCGGAAAAGAUAAAUCAGCGACAAUGUACGGCGGAGAUGAAUACGCAAGCAAUUCGGAGUACUACGAUGACUUCGCGCACACCGGCGACCCGCAGCUGGACAUGGAGUACGAGAGGAACUACUUCGCCACCCGGAUGCCGGACAACGUCAAGUACUUCCUGAUCAACUUCUGCCAGGCGAUCAAGGAGGGCAACCUGUACGACAUCCAGAACAUGUACGAGAACACCUUCCCGCAGAUCAGCGAUCACCACUUCGACAAGACCGCCUGGCCGGAGGAGCAGGAGGUGGCCGCCAUCGUGGACAACGACAAGGUCUUCCUAAUCCUCUACAAGGAGCUCUACUAUCGCCACAUCCAUGCCCGCAUUCCCGGUGGCCCCAAGUUGGAGCAGCGGAUCAACUCGUUCUUCAACUACUGCGACUUCUUCAACCUCAUCAUCUCGGCCCAGAAUCCGGUGAUGCUGGAGUUGCCCGACAUCUGGUUGUGGGAGCUUGUGGAUGAGUUUGUCUAUCAGUUCCAAAACUUUGCGCAGUAUCGCGCCCGUCUGACGGACAAGUCGCAGGAGGAGAUCCAGCAGCUGUGCGUGAACCACAGCAACGUGUGGAGCAUCCUGUGCAUCCUAAACGUGCUGCACUCCCUGGUGGACAUCUCGAACAUCAAGAAGCAGCUGGAGGCCAUCUCGCAGGGCGUCGAUCCGCAGACCGUUGCCGGUGACUUCGGCAAGCUGUCCUUCUACAAGAUGCUCGGCUACUUCUCCCUCGUCGGCCUGCUGCGCGUGCACUCGCUGCUGGGUGACUACUACCAGGCCAUCAAGGUGCUGGAGCCCAUCGAGAUCCACAAGAAGUCCGCCUACUCGCACAUCCCCGCCUGCCAGAUCUCCACGUCGUACUACGUGGGCUUCGCCUACAUGAUGAUGCGCCGCUAUGCCGAUGCCAUUCGCACCUUCUCCGACAUCCUGCUGUACAUCCAGCGCACCAAGCAGCUGUACAGCACGCGCUCGUACCAGAACGACCAGAUCAACAAGCAGGCGGAGCAGAUGUACCACCUGCUGGCCAUCUGCCUGGUUCUGCAUCCCCAGUGCAUCGAUGAGUCCAUUCAGCAGGUGCUGCGUGAGAAGAACUACCACGACGCCAUGUUCAAGAUGCAGUGCGGUGAUUUGGAGGUCUUCAAGUCAUUCUUCGUCUUCGCCUGCCCGCGUUUCGUGAGCCCCUGCCCGCCGGCCGCCGAUGCACCGAUGGAGGACUACGUCAAGGAUCCCAUGGAGCACCAGCUGCUGGUGUUCAUGGACGAGGUGCGUCAGCAGAAGGAUCUGCCCACGACCCGCUCGUAUCUGAAGCUGUACACCACCCUGCCGCUGACCAAACUGGCCUCCUUCAUCGAUCCCAAUGCCAGCGACGAUGACGUGUCGAAGCUGCUGAUCCGCCUGCUCUGCUUCAAGCACAAAAUGCGCAACCUGGUGUGGAGUAAGGGACCCAGCGGCCUGGAGGGAACCUUCAAGUCGGGCUCUGAGUUGGACUUCUACAUCGACGACGACAUGAUCCACAUAGCUGACACCAAGGUUUCGCAUCGGUAUGGCGACUUCUUUGUGCGUAAAAUCCUCAAGUUCAACGAUCUGAAUCGCAAACUGAAGAACAUCAACAUUUAA